UAACUCAACUGUAUGAUGUGUACAUUGAGUGCUUAAAAUUCUUUACGUAAAGGAUUCGGCACGACUUUCUAUCUGGAGAGAGAUAAAUUUUGAGCGGCCAGUAGAAGUUUUGAAUCUGUUCCCUCUCCUCAUUAUUGAUGUAUUCAUAUCAUUAGACAACUGUUAUAGGUCUGCUUGGUUCUACGUCUUCUACUUGCCUUCAGCUAUAGAUUAUUUAUUAUCUACAUCAAAUCGGGAACCUGCAGGCUUGACGCAAGAAAAUGAAUUCUUCUGACCAUGGAUUUAAUCCAGCAUUCAACAUGGCUGCUAUUAAGCAAGUGUUUAAUGAAGCUGUUGAGAGAGUUCGUAUGCCCACUCCAAUGCGCUUACGAGACCUGAUACGUCAAAUACGAGCCGCACGUACGGCUACUGAAGAGAGGGAAGUUAUCAAUAAAGAAUGUGCUUAUAUUCGAUCAACAUUCAGGGAAGAGGACUCUGCCUGGCGUUGCAGGAAUGUUGCAAAACUUCUCUACAUCCAUAUGCUAGGAUAUCCUGCUCAUUUUGGUCAAUUAGAGUGUCUAAAGUUGAUAGCAUCACCAAGGUUCACUGACAAAAGGAUUGGUUACCUCGGGGCCAUGUUACUGUUGGACGAGAGGCAGGAUGUACAUUUACUCAUAACAAACUGCUUGAAAAACGACUUAAACAGCUCAACCCAGUUUGUUGUUGGUUUGGCCUUGUGUACACUGGGAGCCAUUGCCUCUCCAGAAAUGUCCCGUGAUUUGGCUGCUGAAGUUGAGAGACUUAUGAAGUCACCCAAUGCCUACAUUAGAAAGAAAGCUGCGCUGUGUGCCUAUAGGAUAGUAUUAAAGGUUCCAGAACUCAUGGAAAUAUUUUUACCUGCCACUCGCUCACUUUUGUCAGAGAAAAACCAUGGAGUCUUGAUCACAGGUGUUACCCUUAUCACAGAAAUGUGUGAACACAGUCCUGACACUCUUCAACAUUUCAAAAAAAAUUUUUCUGUAGUGUUGGGGAAAGGCAAGAAAUCUUCCUUUAAGGACUGCAGUCAAGAGGAGAUUGUUCCCAACCUCGUGCGUAUCCUGAAAAAUCUGAUCUUGGCUGGUUAUUCCCCAGAACAUGACGUGUCAGGUGUCAGUGAUCCUUUCCUUCAGGUGAAAAUAUUACGACUUCUUCGUAUUUUGGGACGCAAUGAUGCUGAGGCAUCUGAAGCCAUGAAUGAUAUUUUAGCUCAAGUGGCAACAAACACAGAAACAUCAAAGAAUGUUGGAAAUACUAUUCUCUAUGAAACCGUCCUAUCUAUUAUGGAUAUCAAGUCGGAGAGUGGCCUUCGGGUCCUGGCUGUAAAUAUCCUUGGUCGUUUCUUGUUGAACAAUGACAAGAAUAUAAGAUAUGUUGCAUUGAACACCCUUCUGAAGACUGUUCACUUAGACACGAGUGCAGUUCAAAGACACCGCACUACUAUAUUAGAAUGUCUCAAGGAUCCUGAUGUUUCAAUUAGACGGCGUGCCUUGGAACUUAGUUUUGCAUUGAUUAAUUCCAACAAUGUACGAACUAUGAUGAAAGAAUUACUUUUAUUCCUGGAACGCUCCGAUCCUGAAUUUAAAGCACAGUGCAGUUCUAGUAUAGUGUUGGCAGCUGAACGAUAUGCUCCAAAUAAGCGCUGGCAUCUGGACACUUUGUUAAGAGUACUAAUUGCUGCUGGAAAUUAUGUCAGAGAUGAUGUGGUGUCAUGCACUAUCCAGCUGGUUUCAGACUCAGUUGAUCAACAAGGUUAUGUGUCAGCACAGUUAUGGCGUGCUCUUGAACAGGAUACUUCUGAUAGGCAGCCACUUACACAGGUCGCUACCUGGUGCAUAGGAGAGUAUGGAGAUGCCCUUCUUUACAGUGAUGUGUCUGUUGGAGAUGACCCAAGUGACAUUGUGAGGGUCUCUGAGGACGAGUUGCUGGAUGUAUACCAGCGUUUACUGUGGUCACCCCAGAAUACAAUUGUCACAAAACAAUACACUUUACUCUCUUUAACCAAACUUUCUACUCGCUUCCGUUCUAAUGUGGAGCGGAUUCGUCAGAUGGUUCAGCAGUUUGGAAGUCAUUUGCACAUUGAAUUGCAGCAAAGAGGAGUAGAGUUCACUCAGCUUUUCAAUUCACACGCUCAUUUACGUCCUGCUCUUUUAGAGCGCAUGCCACCUAUGGAAGUAGUUCGGCGUGAUAAUGGUUCCCAGCAGCAGCAAGUUCAGCACUCUACUGUGAAUGGAGUGUUGGAUAUAGCAGAUGUGAACUCAGAAGAGCCUGCAGUGAACAGUGAUUCUAAUGCUCUUUUGGUUCUCCUUGGGGGAAGUGAGCCAAGUAUUGUUGAUACAGAAACUGAGCAGCAAACUGCUAAACCACCAGCUGGUGUACCUGCUACUACAGAUAAUCAAGAUCUACUAGACCUAUUAGGUCUUGAUAUUGGAGGCUCUGCUCCUGUAGCAGUGAACAAUAUGAAUAUGAACAAUAAUGUCCACAGUACCAAUAACAAUAACCCUCUGCUACUGGAUCCUUUAGGCUCCUUAGGAUCUUUGAGCACUUCAACUCCUCUUCCACCAUUAUCUGGCCUCUCCUCUAUAACUCCAAGUUUGGAUUCACCCAGCCUAGUGGCCUAUGAGAAGAAUGGCCUUCGAAUUAUGUUUACUUUAGAGCGCAGUGAUGCCCCCUCAACAAUAUGCAUAGCAAUGGCUGCUUACAAUGAGACAGCCACACUCAUGAGUGACUUCCUGUUCCAAGUAGCAGUUCCAAAGACAUUUCAACUGCAAAUGAUGUCACCGAGUGGAACCACAAUUCCUCCAGCAGGAUCUGUCACUCAACAACUUCGAAUUCAAAACCCCUCUAAGGGAGCCCUAAGGAUGCGAAUGCGCAUUUCAUACAGCAGUGGAGGAGCAACCAUUCAAGACCAAGCAGAAAUGAAUAAUUUUCCCAGCGAGGGCUGGCAGUAAGAUAAUCACCAACUGUGUACUAUUAUUUUACUGAAGGUUUACUUGGGGGGAAGUAAUAUCUUGGCCAUUAUAAACUGCUACCGAUUGUACUAAAAGAAACGUCUUAAAUAGUCUUGAGACAAUUUGCAUUCCUCAUCAGGACCUUGCACGGACCUGCUUUUGCUCAGCUGGUCUGAGCACCAGAGAAAAAAAAAAGAUCAAGUUCAAUUUGUUACCUUUUGUUUUAUUGGCUGAGAGCUUUGCUACAAUGUUUUAUCUUGGAAGACAAUGUUUGACUUUUCUGUACUUUAACUUUUGCUCUUUUCCUUAUCUUUUAAGGAGGCAAAGAAUCUUCUGUACAUAAGUGGUAUAUUUUACUACAGAGAGGACCAGUUUUCAAUGUAUUAUUUUUUAAUGGAGUGAAACUCCUUAUUAUAAGUAUGUUUUAAUCAUCAUAAAUUUAUGUUUGUUGGUUUCUCAAACCCACAUGCUUCAAGUUGUUCUGUCACACAUUGUACAUAAUGGUCCAUUUUAUCUUAACUUGUAAUUAUGAAAAUGAAAUUAUAUGAAGAGUGAGUGCGAGAAAGUUUGUAUAUAAUUAUAAAUUUUACUGUGGCCAUUCAUUUACACCAGACUGUGAAUCCUAAUUCUGGAAGUAUUAUGAGAAGGUGCAGCUAAGAUGCCGACUGGUUCAUAUUGUAUAUAGAUGUAGUGGUGAAAUAAGGUCACAGCAGCACUUUCCGGGGGGUGAACUAAUUUGUUGAUAGUAAUCUUAAGUUCUUUCCUGUAAGAAUGUGAUGAAUUAUAUUGAGUUCAAUGAAAUCUCAA
Messenger RNA from Frankliniella occidentalis (western flower thrips), 3773 nucleotides. RefSeq names its product AP-1 complex subunit gamma-1 (gene AP-1gamma). Gene Ontology annotation, molecular function: clathrin-cargo adaptor activity. The record is from RefSeq and is a predicted model, not a curated record. NCBI's taxonomy places the organism in Eukaryota, Metazoa, Arthropoda, Insecta, Thysanoptera, Thripidae. The transcript has 21 exons. Gene Ontology annotation, cellular component: Golgi apparatus; membrane coat; AP-1 adaptor complex. Gene Ontology annotation, biological process: receptor-mediated endocytosis; intracellular protein transport; Golgi to vacuole transport. Bases 261 to 2966 code for a protein of 901 amino acids.